Molecule: messenger RNA, 960 nt
Organism: Nicotiana tabacum (common tobacco)
Lineage: Eukaryota; Viridiplantae; Streptophyta; Magnoliopsida; Solanales; Solanaceae
Source: RefSeq, a predicted model, not a curated record
AUGGAAGGUCUGAAUAGUAUGAUUAAGAAGGCAAAUCGGGAUAGGUUGAUAAGGGAUUUCAAGGCAGUGAAUAAUGUCAGUAGCAAUCUAGAGAUUACUCAUCUACUUUAUGCGGAUGAUUCUUUGGUGUUCUGUGAUGCUAAAGAAGAGCAAGUGUACACAAUUAAUGAGGUCACCAACAUUCAAAGAUUGGCAGGGGUGCUAGGUUGUCAAGUGAGAAAUCUCCCAACAACAUAUUUGUGGAUGCCCUUGAGAGCAAAAAAUAGAUCCCAGGAAUUAUGGAAUGAGGUGUUGGAGAGGUGUGAAAAGAAACUUGCUAUAUGGAAAGGAAAUUAUCUUUCUCUUGGAUGGAGGAUUACUUUAGUCAAUAGUGUACUAGAUGUUCUUCCUACUUACAUGAUGUCUCUUUUCCCAAUUCCUGUAAAAGUUGAGAUAAGAGUGGAUGCUUUAAGGAGGAAAUUCAUAUGGCAAGGGAAAAAGGAGAAGAAGGCCUACAAUUUGUGGCUAUGGAGAUUUUCUCUGGAGGAUCAAGCUUUAUGGAGAAAGGUUAUCUGUGAAAAAUAUGGGGCAGAUGGAAGGUGGUGUACAGCAGGAGCUUCUAGACCCUAUGGUGUAAGUGUAUGGAAGUCAAUUAGAAAUUUAUGGCCAGGAUUUAUCAGCAAUGUUAGAAACAAAGUGGGGAAUGACAAUAAAACUUCUUUCUGGAAUGAUGAUUGGAUUGGUAAUGGACCUCUUAAAGAGGUUUUUCCAUAUUUGUUCACUAUAGUGCAACAACCGCAAACUACUGUGGCUGAGGUAUGGAGUAUGCAGGGGUGGAAUGUUACAUUCAGAAGGUUCCUCAAUGACUGGGAGGUUACGAGAGUGAUUGAAUUCUACAAAUUGUUGGAUGGCUUUAAGGGCAUCACAGAAGAAGAGGACAUGCUUAUAUGGAAAGAAACAACGGAGGAGUAUAUACUGUAA